This is a messenger RNA of Callorhinchus milii (elephant shark), 5709 nucleotides long. RefSeq names its product T-box transcription factor 15 (gene tbx15). Gene Ontology annotation, biological process: regulation of transcription by RNA polymerase II; cell fate specification; positive regulation of DNA-templated transcription. The record is from RefSeq and is a predicted model, not a curated record. Bases 434 to 2245 code for a protein of 603 amino acids. Gene Ontology annotation, molecular function: RNA polymerase II cis-regulatory region sequence-specific DNA binding; DNA-binding transcription factor activity, RNA polymerase II-specific. Gene Ontology annotation, cellular component: nucleus. Lineage: Eukaryota; Metazoa; Chordata; Chondrichthyes; Chimaeriformes; Callorhinchidae. The transcript is spliced from 8 exons.
CAGGGUGAGAUGACAGAGUCAGAGGCAGAAAGUGGAGUAAAUUGAAUUACUGCACACGCACACACACACACGCACAUACACGCACACGCACACACACACACACACACACACACACACACAUAGCCAGCAAAGCAACAUGCUAACUGGGACUGUUAGAGAUACUGUAACCAGCUCUGGACUCCUACAGCUCUGUGCGUUUGUGAAGCACUGAACUUUCAACGAUUUGGAAACUGCUCUUCGACAUACGAGAGAGAGAGAGAGAGAGAGAGACAGAGAGAGAGAGAGAGAGAGAGAGAGGCUCUCACAUUCUCAAGUUGGCACGUUUAUAUAUUUAUAUAGAUACACACAUAUAUAUAUAUAUAUUUAUAAUAUAUAUUAAACCUUGUUUUUGGUCUCUCAUUCAACUUAUUCUUGGACGGUCCUUGCGCGGGCGAUGAGUGAGAGGAGGAGAUCAGCUGCUGCCCUGAGCUCCAGGGCUCACGCUUUCUCGGUGGAAGCGCUGAUCGGGACAAAUAAAAAGAGGAAAAUCCAGGAAUGGGGCGAGAAGACCAUGGAACUGAGCGUGGACAGUAUGAGCCCGGACUCAGAACUCGCAGACACCGUGGAUCCGAGUCAGUGCAUGGAGAUCAACUCGGAAUCCCAGCUAAGCUCAGAUCAGGAACAGAGCCCUGGAGCCACCAGUGAGAGCCCAGCCCAGCACACUUCCUGCUCAUACAGCUCAUCUGCAGAACUCACUCCUAACUCCACCUCGUCGCUACCCACUUCCUCAAUGGAUGAGAUUCAGAUGGAGCUACAAUGCGCUGACCUCUGGAAGAGAUUUCAUGACAUUGGCACUGAAAUGAUCAUCACCAAGGCUGGAAGGCGAAUGUUCCCAGCGAUGAGAGUGAAGAUCACAGGCCUUGAUCCUCACCAGCAGUAUUACAUAGCAAUGGAUAUUGUCCCUGUUGACAAUAAAAGAUACCGAUACGUAUAUCAUAGUUCCAAGUGGAUGGUGGCUGGCAACGCAGAUUCGCCUGUCCCUCCUCGGGUUUACAUCCAUCCAGAUUCCCUGGCUUCUGGUGACACGUGGAUGCGACAAGUCAUCAGUUUCGACAAACUCAAACUGACAAACAAUGAGUUGGACGAUCAGGGACAUAUAAUUCUCCAUUCGAUGCACAAGUACCAGCCCCGGGUGCAUGUGAUCCGAAAGGACUUCAGCAGUGAGCUGUGCCCGACCAAGGUGGUGCCUUCGGGGAGCGGCGUCAAAACCUUCACCUUCCCAGAGACUGUGUUCACCACAGUGACCGCUUAUCAGAACCAACAGAUUACGAGACUGAAAAUCGAUCGCAAUCCAUUUGCUAAAGGAUUCAGGGACUCGGGCAGAAACAGGACUGGUUUAGAGGCCAUCAUGGAGACAUACGCCUUCUGGAGACCUCCUGUUCGGACACUGACAUUCGAGGAUUUUACCAACAUGCAGAAGCAACAAGGAGGUAGUACAGGAACCUCUCCAACAACCUCCAGCCCAGGAACUCCAUCCCCUUCAGCAUCUUCUCAUCUUCUCUCUCCAUCCUGCUCUCCGCCCACUUUCCAUCUGGCUCCCAACACCUUUAAUGUUGGCUGCAGGGAGAGCCAGCUCUGCAACCUCAAUCUCUCGGAAUAUCCAGCAUGUGCCCGAGGCAACAUGGCAACUCUCCAGAGUUACCCUGCUCUAGCUGAGGGUGGGUACAAUCGACUACAAGCUCCCAGUGUCUCUGCUCAACCACCUUCAGAAACGUUCGUGCCACAGAGGACUUCUUCACUAAUCUCUGGAGUGCCUGCCCCAUCUUCAAUGCCAGGCAACAAUAAGAUGGAUGCCUACAGCAGCCAACUGCCACCCCUUACUGCGUCUCAGUUCCAAUACGUGAUGCAAACAGGAAAUCAUGGCGCUAACACCUCUUCAACCCACAUGUUUAGCAGUGGUCAUGUCCAACAAGGCUCUUACAAUGCCUUCUCACUACACAAUCCGUAUAAUCUUUAUAGUUACAACUUCUCUGCCUCCCCCAGGCUGGCAGCCAGCCCAGAGAAACUCGCUGCUUCCCAAAGCACUUUACUCUGCUCCUCCUCACCCAACGGCGCCUUCAGUGAGAGACAGUUCCUGUCCACGGGGAUGGAUGGAAUGCACAUGAUCGGCUCCACUCCUUCCCAGCAGUCUCAGAAUAUGUGCGACACCAGACAGUAUGCGACUGUCCCAGGGAGUUCGUCACAAAUGCCAAUGCACAUGGUAUAAAAGCAAUAUAUUAAAAAANUCUUUACCUGAGCUCCCCAUACAUGUACAGCACUAUGCACUAGAAACUACCAGGGACAGUAAAGAUAGUGCCUACAAAGCACAUUAAUACUAAUUAAUCUUGCUUAGUUGGAUGUCUCCUAGGGACAGCAAGGCAAUCCCUAACCACAUGGAGUUUCAUGCCUCUUCAGCAACAAUGAUAUUGGGACAAGCAAAUCCUAAACAAAAACACAUUGAGCGAGGCAGGCACAAAAUGUGUUUGGGUCCGUAUAACUGGAUAUGUAUUAUCCAUUUUCUGGAAAAUUGCUUGAACUUCCAGACACUGAAUGCUCUCAACUGGGGCACAGAACUCUAUUAUAAUAGAUGUAGGGAAUAUAUGUGUAUAUUAUUCACUUUCUAGUGAUGACAACGCCUGGGCGAUACUCCCUCUAAGGACCGAAAUCUCCUUUUAAGUUGGUUAAAGGGAUGAUGUAUUUAAUUCUUAGAAAUUGCUUGAUAUUUACUUCUUUACUUUGGUUACAGCACACAUACAUUAUCCUGUUUGUGUAAACUGCUUGAUUUCUGGAAACUGGACAAUUUGUGAUCCCUGCACCAAGACACACCGUGAACCAAACGAUUGAAGACUGUUCAACAUUUUCAGUACUUGAUAGUGUUUUGCCCUAUGUAGGCACUUUUACUGUGUUUUGGCUCAACCACAUUUAAUUCAAUACGGUUGGGUUUAGAAUUGUUUCGUCUCUAUUUCAUAGGCAGCCUUACUGUACCUGUACUGUUGUGUUUCCAGAGUAGCCUAUUGCAGCAUCCCUUUGUGUUUGGACCUCAAAAGAAGCUGUUGCUUCAAUUUUCUGAGAGAAACAAGCCUGUUCCCGAGCUCUUUGUUUUUCUAAAAUACAAAACUGCAAACUGAUAAACUGUUACAACACUUAACUGGAAACAUUUUAAGAAAGUACAGGCUGUCUGUUAGUUUAAGAGUUCACUGGAAAGAUAAUAGGGAUAGGUCUAAUAGUGUGCAGUAGAGCCAAUUGUGAUACUCCAUUACAAUGAAAUUGACUCUUCAUCCAGUUGUUUCUAUUAAACAUAUGUGUACUGAUCUGGCAAGUUCUGAUCUGGCAAGGUGAGAUCGGGACCUAAAGUCAUUAAUCUAUUCCAUUCUAUGAUAAAAUGGUAGCAAUGGUAGCUGUCCAAUUGAGCUCCUUAGGACUGGGUUGCAGUAGAUAACCAUAACUGAGAAAGACACCCAAUUUAUGGGUAAUCUCUGGAACCUAGCUAUGCACCCUCCACCCCCUGCCCCCCACCUCCACCCCAGCUUGUCAACACUUAUUGUAAAUGGUGACAAAACUUGGUCAAACACAUAUUGUGAAAAUGGGUUGAGAAAUUGUGUUUGUAUACUCUUUAUACAAAUGUAUUAAAAAUGCAUUCACCCCAUUCCCCCCACACUUCGCCCUCCCCCCAAAAAAUGAGCAUUACAUUUCAGUGCAUAAAGGGGUACGUGUUCAAUGACAUUGUAAGGGGAGGUUAAAAUGCGCACAUGAUAUCGAUUCAACACCUCACUCCUACUUUACAUUGGAUGCUUAGAUCUGCUCAUGAAACUUUGCACUGAUCCGAAAGAAAUUGUACCCUUACAGAAGUGACUAGACCUAUCCCGUGAACCAGAUUUUCUGGUUGAGAAGGUCUUGACAAUGAUAGUAUCUGAUGGACUGUUUUUAAUAAAUGUUCCCAUUACCAGUGUGCUUAUGAUGUGGAUUGUGCUGUAGGAUUGGUGUGUUGCAAAAAAUGCAUGUUCAAUUCUCUGAGAGUUAAUGUGAUUGUGUUGGAAAUAGUCACAGUUCAAUGCUAAACUUAACUAUGAAUUUACUUACUGUAAGACAAAUGUGAUUGAGAUCCGUAAUAGCCAUUCAACACUAUAAAUGUCAAUUGGAAAAUGCAAACCACGAUACAUCCAACUGUAGCAGAUAACCUCAUGUUUGGAAUACUCAACCCCAAUAGAUAUCUGGUCUAUGUGUUAUGACCCUGAUUCAAUGCAAUGCAGAGGAAGCACCACAUACCUUUUGAACUGGCAUUAAUAGACACAGAAGACAUUUCUGAAUGAUUAAUGAUUCUAAAUGGUUAAUGCUAAUACAAACGUCAUCUUGCUUCUGCAUCUUUGUUCUUUAAUCAAAUGUAAGGUUUCAGGCAUCGGUUUAUAUUUAAGUUUUUUUUUAAAUGAGAAUUUCCAACAAUAAUUGCAUCCAAACAGUGCUUCCAACCUUCCUAUGCAAAUUUCUGUAAAAAAAGUCUUCUUUGCUGAAGAAGAUGAAUAUAUCCCCUGCACGGCCACUUUUCCACUACAGCUGUUGAGCAAUAAUGGAUCUCUGUCUGCCUGACUUUCCUGUGUGCUGCACUUAAUUGUUCCCUGACUGGAAACAUUUGUCCAUGCAAUUCCUUAGACAAUUGCCAAGCUAGGUCAUUCCAUAAGAUGGAUGACUUCAUGGUCCACAGAAUCACUUUACAGACAAUUCUCAAAACAUUUGCGAGGGAACUCUGAGAAAAUUCAAAACCGUUCCAUGGAAGAAAAACAGCUUCCUGGUCAAAACAGCAACCUUACUGACAAACUCAGUAAGUUCCUGGAAAAGGCUCAUGAAAAGGUUCAUUCAACAGAACCCCCUAACAGUUACAUGCUUGGAGAGAAAACCCGCAGAGAAAGCCUACUGCUUUCUUACUUAGCAUGGUACACAACCCCUUACAGAAACAUCUAAUCUUAAGUGGCAAAGACAACAAUUUGGCUCUCUGAAGCAAAAAAUAUCAGAAAGCCUCAUGGAGAAUUUCCUGAACAAGCCAGUUUCUACUGUUGCUUCAUACACUUGAAGGAGGUUUCUCCAAAGGUUUUACUCCAGAGUAACACAUCAUAGUGUUGGAUCCAAACAAUAUACGUUCACUUAUUCUUCAAGUCUAUAUUUUUAUAUGCCAGAUUAGAAGUAAAAACACGACAAGUUUAAAGACUAUUUAAACUCCCCCUCAGCUGUCUACAAUGCAGUACUAGCUUCAGAUGAACAUAAGUUGCCCACUGGAUUAGAUAAGAGAGAAGAAUGAGUUUAGCAGCAUCAAGAGGGCUUCUGUAGCCUGAACAAAGCAUGACAUUAAGGGGCUCCCUGGACUAAAUGCUGCAUUAUGUUAGGGAUGUCUGUGGGCUAAACAGUGCAAUUAUAGGGGAGUUCUUUAGAUUGAAUAGUGCAUUACAUUGGAGAGCACUAAGGACUGAAUAAUAUAUUUUACUGGAGAGUAUGAACUGAACAUGGCAUUACAUAGGGGGAGCUGUAUGGAAUGAACAGUGUGUUGCACAUGGACUCUUUAUGUACCUCUGUGGAUAACAAUAAAUAAUUUUAAGUAACUUGUUUCUUUUAGGGACUCUGUCUUGACCUGCUCAGAAGGUUUGAACUGCAUAAUCAUGAGUGUAAAAUAUUAAUAAAUACUUUUAGUGAAGGGCAUCUGAA